Bacillus rossius redtenbacheri is the source of this 2012-nucleotide messenger RNA. RefSeq names its product isocitrate dehydrogenase [NADP], mitochondrial-like. Gene Ontology annotation, molecular function: magnesium ion binding; NAD binding; isocitrate dehydrogenase (NADP+) activity. Gene Ontology annotation, biological process: isocitrate metabolic process; NADP+ metabolic process. Lineage: Eukaryota; Metazoa; Arthropoda; Insecta; Phasmatodea; Bacillidae. Gene Ontology annotation, cellular component: mitochondrion. The record is from RefSeq and is a predicted model, not a curated record. The transcript is spliced from 9 exons. Bases 16 to 1269 code for a protein of 417 amino acids.
AGAUGACUGACCGUGAUGCAUGGUGUUGCAGAUGCGGGCAGCACGCGAGUCAAGGCAAAGAACCCAGUUGUGGAGCUGGAUGGAGACGAGAUGACGAGGAUUAUCUGGGCCAAAAUAAAAGAGAGCUUGAUUUUUCCAUACGUCAAGAUCGAGUGCCUGUACUUUGACUUGGGUUUGCCACACAGAGAUGCCACAGAUGACCAGGUCACUAUAGACGCAGCCCAUGCGAUACUCAAGCAUGACGUAGGCAUCAAAUGUGCAACUAUUACCCCCGAUGAGGAACGAGUCAAAGAAUUCAAGUUGAAGAAGAUGUGGAAGAGUCCCAACGGCACAAUUCGUAACAUCCUGGACGGCACAGUGUUUCGAGAGCCGAUCAUUUGCAAGAACAUUCCCAAGAUAGUGCCUGGUUGGACGAAGCCGAUCGUGAUCGGCAGGCACGCUCACGGUGACCAGUACAAGGCACUCGACCUGGUGGUCGACCAGCCCGGCACGGUGGAGCUGGUGCUGAAGACCGGCAACUCCACCACGUCCCUGGGAGAAGUGUACACCUUCAAGGAGCCCGGGGUCGUCAUGGGCAUGUACAACACGCAGAAGUCCAUCCGCGCCUUCGCCCAGGCCAACUUCCAGGUAGCUCUGAAGAAAAAAUAUCCUCUAAUACUAUCAACUAAGAACACAAUUCUGAAGCAGUAUGAUGGGAUGUUUAAGGAUACGUUCCAAGAAAUUUAUGAAAAGGAAUACAAGAAGGACUUUGAAGCAAAUAACAUCUACUAUGAACACCGGCUUAUAGACGACAUGGUAGCACAAGUUCUUAAAUCUAACGGUGGCAUUGUGUGGGCAACAAAGAACUAUGAUGGAGAUGUUCAGUCUGACAUUGUAGCUCAAGGAUACGGCUCCCUUGGCAUGAUGACAUCGGUGCUGCUGACACCCAAUGGGAGGACAUUCGAAUCUGAAGCUGCUCACGGGACUGUCACAAGGCACUACAGACAACACCAGAAAGGAUUGCCAACAUCAACAAACCCUGUGGCAUCUAUAUUUGCGUGGACGCGUGGGUUGGAGCACAGGGCACAGUUGGACGACACUCCAGAUCUGGCAAAGUUCGCGCAGAGCCUGGAGGCAGCGUGUGUGGAGACCAUCGAGGGCGGGAAGAUGACCAAGGACCUGGCAGCGUGCAUCCACGGGCUGCCCAACGUCAAGGAGGGGAUGUACCUCAACACGCAGGACUUCCUCGACGCCAUCGCAGAGACGCUCAAGGCCAAGCUGCAACAAUGAGGUCGCCACUAGGACCGAGCAGCGUCCUCCACAUCGGUGUGCUGGACGGCUGCUCUAAUUUUUAAUUGCUAUUCAAAUUUUCCAACACGUGUGGGACCUGAUCAGUAUUUUUUUUUUACUUAAUGCUAUUGAAUUUCAAUACUCUGUCCCUUAAGAACAUUACCAAGAAGCAGUUGGCAGUUCUCAGUAAUAUAGUUAUGUAAUAUCAUCUAUAUUAAUUUUUUUUAUUUUAUUCACAAAAAAAUUUUUUGGAACCUUUUCUUUAUAUAUUUUUUCAAUGAAACUUACUCAAGUAUUGAAACUAAAGCUAAUUUAUUAAACCUUAAUGUACAAAAAUUUUAUUCUGGGGUAAAUUCAGUCCAGAAACCAGAAAACUAGGUAAAAAAAAUUGUCAUUAUUAAAGCAGUUCAUUUAUUUUAUUUUAUUUUUUGUAAAUUUUAGCUGUUUUACAUUAUUUUAUUACGUUCCAGUUUUACAUUUCCAUAAAUAUUUUUCUGUAUUAUAAGGUGGUGAUUCUCAAUUUUAAUGUUUCUGUAGCAAGAAACAUGCUAGAGUUAUGCUCAUAUGUCAUGGACAUUUUUUAAUAACUCACUGUGUGACCUGCCUUUUUUUAUAUGAAUCUUUAAAUUUUUAAACCUUGUACACAUCAGUAUUUUGCAUACUUGAAAAAUUGUGAAACUGAGAUUUUAUGUAACCUAUAAACUCGCAGUCUAUGUGAUGAAAUAAAAUCUAUGCCAUGCCCA